AUGAACUGUCAUCAAGUACUUAGUGGUGCCUGUAAUUCAGGAGAUCAAUGUUUUGCUGUUGGUUCAGUCGAAGGAAUACCUUUUACUGCUUAUGCUGCUGGAUGUAAUAUAGUGAUUCUUGCUUCCAAUUUUGAGCGUGUUCAAAUAAUCCCUGGAGCUAUCCAUGGCUAUGUGCGUAUCAGUUCAUUGGAUUGUAGUACUGAUACUGGAAAGAUUGCAGCUGCAUAUGGAGCUGAAGUGUGUAUUUUUGAACCAACCCCUUUAAUACAUACUGCUGCUACAACACAUGGUUUAGAGUACCGUUGGGUGCAAACAGGGAAAUUGGUAGCAGAGGGUCCUAUAACAGCGCUAUCAUGGAACCUCGAGGGCACGCGACUCCUCACUGGCGGGAAGCUUUUACAACUAUGGCAUCAGGCAUCGCUUUAUCAAGACGACAGUCAACCAAGUUCAGGCGUUACAUUCCAAAUAGGCGGAGAUAAAGAUGAAAAAUCUAAACCACCGGAGGAGGAAGAGCCUGGUUGGAUCUGCGUAUGGCAAUGUCACACGGCCACCCCCGCACACCACCUCGCGUUCUCACCGGACGGCGUGCUGUUUGCUACAUCUGGUGUAAAUGAUAGGCUCGUCAAAAUAUGGUACCAGAAUAAAGUGUUAAUUCAAGCGCACGGUGAACACUCUCCGCAAGACUUAAAUUACACGUUCAUAUAUGUGGCGCAUCCUCGCGCUGUCACGCAUUUAUCAUGGAGGAAAACUAGUAAAUAUAUGCCUAAAGGCAGCGUUGGCAACGUGCUAGUGACGUCAUGCGUGGACAACAUCUGCCGCGUGUGGGCGGAGACGCUGCUGCCGGACGACGAGUGGGGCGGCAGCGUGGCGCACGCGCGCUCGCCGCCGCGCCGCCAGCGCGCCACGCACCGGCACAAGCACCGCUUUAUGCAGCGCUUGAAGCAUAUGAAAACAUGUUUCCACAUCCGGCGGACGGCGCAGUCGUCGAAGCAGCCCGGCGCGCCCAUCCCCACCCUCCCCUCCACGUACAGUGCGCACGACUUCCACAACCCCUACCACUCCACUUCCUACACUGGGGGCCUCCACUUCCACCUCGCAGCGUCAAUCAACGCAGAGACGGACAUCCCGUUGGUGCCGUCGCUGGCGGGCGGCGGCCGCUUCAUACUGCACUGGCUGCACAACAAGGAGAUGUACUUCACGAGCCAGGCUGAGGCUAUAUUGCACGAUCUUACUAAGAAAAUUCUAGAUAAAGAAGAAACAGAUGAGGGAGGUUCUGGUUCAGAGCACACCACACAUCCGGACGGAGAGAAUGAGACAAGAAAUAGACGUCCGAGCCAUCAUUUAACUAAAAUUCAGUCUGAAGAUAACAGCAAUAGCGAUGACCAACCAGGUAGCGGCAACCACAGUCACCCGAGCCUGUCCAACACGACGUCCAUCAACUCGAUCGCGACGGACGUGACGUGCACGCACCUGCCGGACUCGCUCGACGCCAAGAUAGAGGCGCUUUUGCGCGACUGGCAUCAGAGUCCAGAUCUGCUGUUCUCUAUACAUCCUGUGGAUGGUAGCUUUCUUAUAUGGGUCUGCGAGUGGCUGGACGAGCUGCAGGCGGGCGCCAUCAGGCAGGCGCAGGUGUCGUUCUCAGCGCGCAUCCCGGCCGCCUUCCCGCUGGGCGACGCCACCACCAUGUGCACGCCGGCCGCGCUCUACCACGCCGCCGCGCAGCCGCUGUACGUGCGCCACCGCACCAAGCCCGUCACGCCCGGACAACAGCAGCAAGGGGAGACAGUAACGACCCCUUUAGAAAGUGUACAAGAAGAGAAAGAAGAUACAGAAUGGCCACAGACAGACGAACAAAAAGCACAACAAGAGAAUGGAGCUCGAGAAGAAAAUAAUAAUGAUAUGAAACGAAAGACAAGUGUCGCGACAGAGGAUAUGGGAGAAAAUCAAGAUGGAGAUGUUUUAGAAUCUGCCCCUGUUAUAUCGAUGGUUACAAAUCACACCAAUGGCACAUUAAACUUGUGGCAGUUAACGUUUGACGAUAAGUCUAAGUUUUCGCAGGUUCUGUCUAUCGGGCACGCAUCCAGAGCAUCAGGCCAUAGAUUUAGAGUCAAUGACAUCACAUGCCAUCCAGUAUUACCUCUAUUGCUCACAACCAGUCACCAUAAUAUUUCAGACAGCGAGCGCGCGGCGGGCGAGGCGCUGGCGGCGGGCGGGCUGUGCUCGGAGCUGAUCAUGUGGCGCGUGGAGUGCGUGGGGCCGCUGGGCAAGUCGGGCGGCGUGUCGGAGCUGGCGCGCGUCAACUCGCCGCACCUCUCCGCCUUCAGCAACGUCGCCUGGCUGCCCACGCUGCUGCCUAGCACUACUCUAGGAAAUUUAUCCAAUUCUCCUUCGGCUUGCUUCGUAGCGAGUGACGGUGAAAGUUUACGACUGUACCAAGCAGUAAUCGAUGCCCGAACGUUAUUAGCAGAAAUCGCUACUUCGGAACGGCGCCAUAAGGAUGUGAUGCACGACACAAUGUCAAUGUCCUCGGACUCGACAGUAGAAGAGAGCGCCGUGCCGCUGUACGACCGCAUCAAGAUCGUGUCGCAGCAGUCCACGGCGCGGCCCGGCGCCGUCAUACAGCUGCACGCCAUCGCCGACGCCACGCACGACUGGCACAACACGCAGCUGCUGCACGUCUUCCAGGAACAACUUAUUACCGGUGAAAGAACGUCAAGUGAUACGGAAAGUUCUGACUCGGGUGUGGAUGGUUCAGACGUGAAUACCAUAACUGAGGCCGGCUUAGAAGCAAUAGUUGAUUUACGGAAAGCGGCUGUCUUCAAUGAACCAUUUUAUAUCGUUGUUUUGGAGAGAACAGAUGGUGGUUCUACUGUUCAUAUGUGGAGGCUCACAGUAUCUUCUCAAGCAGAUCCCUCGGAUGAUCUAACAAACAGUAUGAUGUAUGUGCCAGACAGUGCCUUAGUGCAAGAAGAAGAAGGUGAAUCUCGAAAGAAUUCCGUCUCGAUGGACGCGGACCGGCCCGCCGCCCCGACUGCACACUCACAUUUAUCCAUUUCAACUAAAAAGGUGUGUGAAUGCCCCCUAUCUUUACCGGACGGCGUCGACGUCAUACACGCGACUCCUGCCGCGGGCCAUCUCAGUUCCGCAUCCAUAUACCCGGCCUGUUUAGCGCCUUACAUAUUAGCCACAGCUUGUUCCGAUAGUACUUUAAGGUUUUGGAAGUGCAAUGUAACUAAAAAAGACAAUGAUGAAUUCGAGUAUGCGUGGAAAGAAUGGGAAAUGAUGAAUAAAGAUCAAGAAUCUACUAUAGACAUUCCAGGUCAACCGCUGCACAUAAGCGCGGCGUACUCGGGGCGCAUCGCGUGCGCGUACAAGUGCGGGCGGUCGUUCACGCGGCCCAAGGCCACGGCGGGCGACGCGCGCUUCGUCAACCUGUGCGUGUGCGUGUACGAGUGCGAGAGCACGGGCGGCGCCGAGUGGCUGCUGGAGGACACCAUCCCGCUGCGCAACGUCAGCCUGCCGCGCGUCGGCCUCGGCGCCGACACGCAGAUAGACCUCUCCUAUCUGCACGACACGUCCUUCAUGCAGAAGAAGCAGCGGCUCACUCAGGUCCUACAAACGCUUUCAUCGGACGAGAGCCGUAACAACAGAAACGGUGAAGGCGACACGGGCAAGUCAGCGGGUCUUCUAGCAGUGCCGUCGUUCAGUACUCUCCAGUCGUUGCGCAGAAGCAUUAUGGAGAACGGCAACACGUGUCCGUUAACGCAAAAACAUUUAGUGCAAUUAGAUUGGGUGUCUAAGGAAGAUGGAUCUCAUAUACUUACGGUUGCUGUUGGGUCGAGAGUGCUGCUUUUCACACCCGUGUCUAGUGAUCUGGCCCAGGCUAACUUAAAGGCAAUGAAAGAAUCAAUAAACAACAAUCGUCCAAUACUCCGAAAGGCUUCGUCACUUGCUGCGCCGUUAUUUGUAGAGGAAAUACGAUGGAUGCAACUUCGAAGGAUUCAGUUGAAGACAGCAGACGGCUUGCCGCCGUUGCCCAUGCAAAUAUCGUGGGUUAGAGACGGCAUAUUGGUUGUAGGGAUGGAUUCCGAAAUGCACGUCUAUUCGCAAUGGAAACCUGAGACUCCACAGAUAACAUCUGGAUACGCCGCUAUUCAGGAACAAGAAGAAUGCAGUGAAUCGCGAGCACUUCGUGACUCAGAUUUGCGAGUGUCUGCGCCGCAUCUACAGCGCGUAUCCUCCAUCAAUCUGCAAUUGUUAGAACGUGACGCUAGAAGAAGAAACAAAACGCAACCAGACCAACCACAACCUCUUUUAGACUACAUGCCUGAUUACGGUUUAUUUGAAGCGUCACAGAUGGCCUGUCCAGUGUUGCCGCAGUACCAUCCUAAACAGCUAAUGGAACUUCUCAAUAGCGGCAAAAUUAGAUGGGUCAAAGCUAUUUUAGCCCAUUUAGUCAGGUGUAUAGGUGGAAGUUACACGAGCCGCAGCUCACAAGGUGAUGAAGAUAGUUUAUCCAGACAGCGCGGGUGGUCGCGCUCGCGCACGCUGUCCGUAUCGUUCGCCGCCGGCGCCGCAUCGCCACUAGACGGCGUAGCACAGAUAUCGGAGGAUGUCCAAUUGGACUAUGCAGAGCUAACGUCGGUCCCGCCAUUACCUCUUUGGACAUUAUUGGUAGCGGAUAAGGAAUCUGCACAUCAUCCGUCCACUUUACAAGAAGCAAAGGACUACAAUGAUCUGUUUGAAGGAACAAUGGAAGUAGAAGACGACCUUGAUGCUCUUUUAUUAGGUGAAGAAGAAGGUAUUGAUCGCCGGCCGUCUAUGCCCGAGAGGCAACCUCUGUCACACUUUGGACCUAGGCAAGGUCGUAUCCUGUCCAGGAUGCUAACACACACGCACCUGCCCGGCCUCAGCUCGCUGGACCAGAUGCACCUGCUGGCGCUCGCCGACACCGUGUCCACUUGCGACGCAGACUUCGCGGAGAGGAUCGCUAACAACGCGAGGGUGGACGUCGCGCAGGGCACCGGACAGGAAGUUAUGCCGGAUUCGCUAGACGAUUGCGGUUUAAGAUUCCUGCUAGCGAUGAAGCACUACGGAUACCUACUUCGAUGCCUGCCGCUCGCUCAACGAGCCACGUUGCAAAGGAUUGGCGUAGGGACUUGUAACCUUGUAUGGGCGUUCCAUUCGGAGUCUCAUGAACAAUUGCUAGCCCUUAUACCCGGGUACGCGAAGGGACAGCCCAAGUGGACGACGAUGAGGGAAUUAGGUGUUGGAUGGUGGGUCCGCGGCGAUCUUCUACGCAUAUGCAUUGAGCGUCUCGCGCGUGCCUCCUACAUGGCGAAGCAAGACCCCAUGGACGCGGCCUUGUUCUAUCUCGCUAUGAGGAAGAAGACCUUAUUGUGGGGGUUGUUCAGAUCUAACCGAGACGAUAAAAUGACUUCGUUCUUUGCAAAUGACUUUAGUGAAGACAGAUGGCGCAAAGCAGCAUUGAAAAAUGCUUUCGUUCUCCUUGGGAAACAAAGAUUUGAGCACGCAGCUGCUUUCUUUUUACUCGGUGGAGCCUUGAAAGACGCACUGGAGGUUCUUAUAACGCGAUUGGGAGACUUGCAAUUAGCAAUGGUUGUGGCUCGUUUGUAUGAAACAGAUAGUGCCUUACCGAGUAGUCUGAAGAAAUUACUCAUGGAUGAAAUACUUGGUGGUGAAACAGAAAAUGGAGAAAUGGAUUUAGAACAUGCACACCCAGACCCAUUUGUCCGAUCCAUGGCUUUAUGGGAACUAAAGCAAUAUGGCGACGCCUUAGAUACGUUACUGAGUCCCGCAGGAAGGUUGCACGCUGCGCGGGAUAACAACGAGCCUGUUCCUAGUGUGUUUAACUUUUAUGUGUAUCUGAGGACACAUCCGAGACUGAAGCGAAAUAAUAUGCCUAGUCAGGGCGGCACUCUAGCUCUACUCCAACAAGAAGCAGACGAGGGCAUAACCCGACUAGAGCGGCGGCUGUACUUCCAAACAGCCCACGGGCACUUCAAGGCGGGCUGCCCGGCCUUGGCGCUGGAGGUGCUGUCCAAGCUGCCGGCGCGCGUGCGCGACGAGCGCCCGCGCGCGCCCGCGCCCGCGCCCGCGCGCGACGACGCCGUCAUACACACGGGGCAGCUCACUGACAAUAUUGUCAAACAAGAAGAAGAGACUGUGAACGUGGAUUGGGGAGCAACUCCGGAAGUAGACUGGGGUGCGCCGGUCACUACCACUAAAACAGACGAGCUUGUUCUCAGCUGGGACGACGAAGAAGAAAAGUCAGAGGGAUCAGGAGCAUCCACGCCGCCAUUAGAAAUGAAAAUGGGUAAGCCCGAAGAAACAGUUAAUGAAACUGUAGAAAGCGAGAAAGAAGAGGCUCCUACAGUAGACAUAAUGGCGCAACAAUUGAAGUUCGUAGCGUGUCUCAAGAUAUUGAUGGAGGAGCUCAGUACGCUGGCUACCGGUUUUGAAGUCGAUGGUGGCCAUCUUCGUUAUCAACUGUACAUCUGGCUGGAACGUGAAGUCGAAGCAUUACGUCGUUUGUGUGGCUACGUGUCCGCGGCCGGCUCUGCUUCUGGAGGGGAACUCAUCUGUGCCGACGGGGAACCAACUCCUUUACCUGAUAAACCUACAUUACACCAACUAUUGAUACGAGAAAAAGCAGAUUUCGAGGCUAAAGUUCAGAGAGCGGUCCGAAGAAAGAAGUGGUUGAAAGCCAACGAAACUCUUCUCCGCACAUUGCUGUCGUACUGCUCGCUGCACGGCGCGGGCGGCGGCGGCCUGGCGUCCGUGCGGAUGGAGCUCGUCCUGCUGCUGCAGGAACUGGGGCAGGACAAGCAGCACCAACAGUUGCUGUCCCCGCUGCCUUUCCCUACCACGUUGCCUUUACUCGCCGCGGCUGUGGCCACUAAUAAUACUGUAGUGGCUGAUCCUGUUAGACAUUUGCAGGCGGUAGCCCACGAUAUGCUUGGAACGAUUGGCGAACUGGGUGUACCCGGUGGUUCGGCGACGCGGAUAUUGCAUACUCUAAGAGAACUGGCAGUAGCGCUGUCAGCUUGUAUUUAUCAGAGUUUGUGUGACUCUGACACAUUCAGUUUGAAGCAUGCGGCUCACCAUGACUGUAUGAUUGCUGAAACUCCUGGUACAAACAAUUUAUUAAUAAGGCCUAGAAGAUAUUCUAAUGAGGAGUUGACCGUCACCACCUUACCGAAUAAAUGGCCAGGAGUGUCAGCCCUCCGAGCACUAGCACUCCGUGCCGCGGAAGAGGAGGACGCGCCGCGCCUGCCGGUGCUGCUGGUGGAGGCGUUCUGCGCCGUGUACCUGGCGCUGCUGGGCUGGGCGCUGGCGGCGCGCGACGCGCACCUGCUGUACCGCCUCGCCGCGCACGCCGCCGACGCCAGGGCCCACGCCAAGCUGUUCGGCGGCGGCGUGCGGCGCCUGCUCACCACGGCGCCUGCGCCGCCACAGCCUAAACUAGUGGAGCGUAGUGAAGGCACGUCGGUGUGGUCGUCGCUGCGCGAGAAGCGGGCGCUGCUGCACAUGCGCCUGCUGGGGCUCGGGCCCGCCGCGCCGCACAAGAACAUACAAGAGGGAAGACCUACGUAUAGAGAACAAUUUGUACCGCCGCUAUGCAGUAUUCUCACAUUCUUACUUACAAAGCCAACUUCUGAACAAGAUCCGGAGAACAAUGACUACGAUUCUGCGGAAUCGGGCGCUGACGACGCUGAAGAAAGUGGAAGUGAACCAGAGGAUGAUGAUAUCUUUGAUACAUCUAUAACAAAAACGGAGAAGCGUCACAAGCAUUCGAACACGGAGCACUGCGAGGCGGACUCGUACUCGUGGUACGUGAUGCGCGUGGCCGUGCUGCGCCUCGCGCAGCACAAGCUGCAGCACUUCCUGCAGCUGUGCGGCAUCGAGAUGUCUGAACUGGCAACAACAAGCCCCACAGUACACGGCGCGUUGCGGCGCGUGGAGCAGUGGCAGCAGCAGCUCACUGAGACAUUGGAGUCCAGGUCUUCCCCACCAGACUACAUCCCCGGCUGUUUCCCCGAUCAACAGACGGCUGGACCGCCUAUUAAUAAAUAUAGAUGUCUCCUGGAAAAGCACAAUACACCGUUUAAUUCAGCGCUAUACAGUGCAGCGCCCGCUCGACGCCUAUGGAAUUUCUUAGUACGACAAGAACAAGUACAGGAAGUGUUCAUCCGAGCAGUGUUCUCCCGGCGCCGCACGCAGUCGGUGUCGGAGCGCGCGGAGCGGGCGGGCGCGCCGCGCGGGCCCGACGACGACCUGCACAGCCCCGUCCGCAUCAUUCACAAGGAGCAGGACUCCAUUGCUGCUUUCUGUCUUAAUAGAGUGGGCGGAGGUCUGCUAGCAGUGGCGACGGCGCGGGAAGUACAAGAGAUGGACGUGUCGCUGCUGCUGAAGGGCGGCGCGUGCUGGGCGGAGGACGAGUGCGAGGUGGACCUGCUGGCGCUGUCCGCCGACCCCGCCGCGCUGCCCGACACCGGCUUCCUGCUCAUACAGCAUCAGGAUAAACAAAACGGAGGUUCGGUCCCCGGGACUGGUAACAGUUCACCUCUUAACCCCAAUGCUCCCGUGGCUCCAGUGGGCAUGGCCAGUCAAACUGGGAGAGGAGCUAGUGUGGUGAAGGGCCUGCAGUUCCCGGGUUGCCACGACGCCAAAUACUGUCGCCUGGUGCUGCAUCGCUCCAAGCUUCUCAUGAGACCGGUACUCAAACAUAAAAUUGAUAAUAUCAAACGAAUGGCAGCACAUCCUUCGCAACCUUUGUAUCUAACGGGAGGUGCCGAUGGUUCAGUCCAACUGUGGGAGUGGGGACACCCCUCCUGCGUGUGGUCGCCUCGCGCGCCCGGUGCCUUCGCCAAAGUGACGCGGGUUCGAUUCUCGGACUACGGCAACAAGUUUGCUGCAUCCGACGCAGAUGGGAACUUAGCUUUAUGGCAGUUACAUCCUUCCUCGUCCGCUCAGAUUUCUUCCGGCUCUGUGAAUCAAACACAUGCAUCACCCAGGCCCUUCUUUACCCAUCAAUGUCACAGUAAAGGGAUCAGCGAUUUUGUAUUCCUUGGUUCCUGCAGUUUGGUUGCAACAGCUGGUCACAGUUCCGAAAGUAAGAAUGUAGCCAUAUGGGAUACGUUGAUGCCCAUCAAGAAAGCUUUAGUGGUUUCGUGGACGUGCCACGAGGGCGGCGCGGCGUGCGUGGCGUGGGCGGGGCAGGCGGGCGCGCUGGUGUCGUGCGGGCGGCGCGGCGACGCGCUGGUGUGGGACCUGCGCGCGCGCGCGCCGCGCCACAAGCUGCACGCGCACCACGCGCCCAUCAAGUGCGUGGCGCUCUCGCCGCGCGAGGACUACUACGCCAUCGGCGCCGCUGAUGGCGACAUCAAGGUGUUCUCGUUGGCUACUCACCAGUUACUGCACACGUUUGCGGGCGAACACGCGAGGAGCUCGUUCUUCAAGCACAUUGGUCAAGGAGUAACACAGAUACACAUAGAUGGCGCAGGCCGACUGUUCUCGUGCGGCGCGGACGGCACCAUGAAGGUGCGCAAGCUGCCCGAGCGCGACGCGCCCGUGCACCACUACUCCGCA
Brenthis ino (lesser marbled fritillary) is the source of this 9612-nucleotide messenger RNA. Lineage: Eukaryota; Metazoa; Arthropoda; Insecta; Lepidoptera; Nymphalidae. The record is from the annotation of a GenBank genome assembly.